Messenger RNA from Pyrenophora tritici-repentis Pt-1C-BFP, 240 nucleotides. The record is from RefSeq and is a predicted model, not a curated record. Lineage: Eukaryota; Fungi; Ascomycota; Dothideomycetes; Pleosporales; Pleosporaceae.
AUGGCACCAUGCCGAAGCCUUGACGGCUUACCGAUACGAAGUAAACGAUAUUCGCCCAAGGUAGCAUCGGUCGCAAAGAAGAAGAAGAAGAAGAAGAAGAAGAAGAAGAAGAAGAAGAAGAUCAAGAAGAAGCUAUUCGAAUGCUCGAUUAGACUAUUGCACAGAAGCAAAGUCGGACUAUGCCACGAAGACGUUCAGUUCACCGCGAUGAACAAGGCGGUGUCGAGCAGAUCAGUCUGA